Condylura cristata (star-nosed mole) is the source of this 4449-nucleotide messenger RNA. RefSeq names its product WD repeat domain 11 (gene WDR11). Bases 48 to 3713 code for a protein of 1221 amino acids. NCBI's taxonomy places the organism in Eukaryota, Metazoa, Chordata, Mammalia, Eulipotyphla, Talpidae. The record is from RefSeq and is a predicted model, not a curated record. Gene Ontology annotation, molecular function: protein binding. The transcript is spliced from 29 exons. Gene Ontology annotation, cellular component: cytoplasm.
UGCUUCCUGGUUGUGGGUCGGUCCCGAGGGCCGGUUCGGGCGCCGAGAUGUUGCCCUACACCGUGAACUUCAAGGUGUCGGCGCGCACCCUCACCGGGGCACUCAACGCGCACAACAAGGCGGCGGUGGACUGGGGCUGGCAAGGUUUAAUUGCUUAUGGAUGUCAUUCGCUUGUGGUAGUGAUUGAUUCCAGUACUGCCCAAACUCUUCAAGUUUUAGAAAAACAUAAAGCUGAUGUUGUCAAGGUUAAAUGGGCCAGGGAAAAUUACCACCAUAACAUUGGCUCACCAUAUUCCUUGCGCUUAGCUUCCGCCGAUGCCCACGGAAAGAUCAUGGUCUGGGAUGUAGCAGCAGGAGUAGCUCAGUGCGAGAUCCAGGAGCAUGCCAGGCCUGUGCAGGAUGUGCAGUGGUUGUGGAAUCAAGAUGCAUCACGAGACCUGCUGCUCGCAGUCCACCCACCAAAUUAUAUUGUGCUCUGGAAUGCAGAUACUGGCACCAAACUGUGGAAGAAGAGCUAUGCAGAUAACAUUCUUUCUUUUUCUUUUGACCCGUUUGAUCCCUCACAUUUAACCUUACUCACCAGCGAGGGCAUUGUGUUCAUCUCAGACUUCUCUCCCUCUAAGCCGCCCUCAGGCCCUGGGAAAAAAGUUUACAUCUCCAGCCCACACUCCAGCCCCUCCCACAGCAAGCUGGCUGCGGCCACCGGUGCCAAGAAGGCUCUGAAUAAAGUGAAAAUCUUACUCACUCAAGAGAAGCCGAGCGCGGAGUCUGUCACGCUCAAUGAUUGCCUCCAGCUGGCUUAUCUGCCUUCCAAAAGGAGCCACAUGCUGUUGCUCUACCCGCGGGAGAUUUUAAUCCUUGACCUCGAGGUGAAUCAAACAGUGGGUGUGAUUGCCAUAGAACGGACAGGAAUUCCAUUUCUGCAGGUAAUACCCUGCUUUCAGCGUGACGGUUUGUUUUGCCUACAUGAGAAUGGUUGCAUCACCUUACGUGUUCGGAGAUCUUAUAAUAGUAUUUUCACCACUUCAGUUGAGGAUCCAGACCCAGAUCCUGUCCAGGAGCUGACCUAUGAUUUACGGAGCCAGUGUGACGCCAUCCGGGUGACCAAAACCAUCCGUCCCUUCAGCAUGGUGUGUUGUCCGGUCAACGAGAACGCGGCUGCCCUCGUGGUGAGCGACGGCAGAGUCAUGAUAUGGGAACUGAAGUCUGCUGCUUGUCACCGAAGCUCGCGGAGCAGUAGCUCUGGGGUGUCGCCUUUGUACUCGCCGGUGUCUUUCUGUGGGAUUCCUGUCGGGGCGCUGCAGAAUAAACUCCCAGACCUCUCCUUAGAUAACAUGAUCGGGCAAAGUGCAAUUGCUGGGGAAGAACUUCCCAAAGGCUCCACCCUGCAGGAAGUGCACCUCAAGUUCUUGCUAACAGGGCUGCUUUCGGGGCUGCCCUCGCCACAGUUUGCUAUCCGCAUGUGCCCACCAUUGACCACGAAAAACAUCAAGAUGUAUCAGCCCCUGCUUGCUGUUGGCACCGGCAACGGCUCUGUCUUGGUGUACCACCUCACCAGUGGGCUGCUGCACAAGGAGCUCAGCGUCCACUCGUGCGAAGUCAGAGGUAUUGAAUGGACAAGCCUGACUGGUUUUCUUUCUUUCGCUACCUCAACACCGAACAACAUGGGAUUAGUGAGGAAUGAACUUCAGCUGGUUGACCUUCCGACAGGUAGGAGUAUUGCCUUUCGUGGAGAACGAGGCAAUGAUGAAUCGCCCAUCGAAGUGAUCAAAGUAUCUCACUUGAAGCAGUAUUUGGCAGUUGUAUUCAAAGAUAAACCCCUGGAGUUAUGGGAUAUUCGGACUUGUACUAUUCUUCGAGAAAUGUCGAAAAACUUCCCUGCAAUAACUGCUUUGGAGUGGUCACCAUCUCACAACCUGAAGAGCCUGAGGAAGAAGCAGCUGGCCACGCGAGAGGCCAUGGCACGCCAGACCGUGGUCUCAGACACCGAGCUGAGCGUGGUGGAGUCCUCUGUGAUCAGCUUGUUGCAGGAGGCAGAAAGUAAAUCUGAGCUCAGUCAGAACAUCUCUGCACGGGAGCAUUUUGUGUUCACCGAUAACGACGGCCAAGUGUACCACCUCACUGUGGAGGGCAACUCCGUGAAGGACAGCGCGCGCAUCCCCCCUGACGGCAGCAUGGGCAGCAUCACCUGCAUCGCGUGGAAGGGCGACACACUCGUCCUUGGGGACGUGGAUGGAAACUUAAAUUUUUGGGAUUUGAAAGGCAGAGUGUCCAGAGGGAUACCGACUCAUCGGAGUUGGGUGCGGAAGAUUCGUUUUGCCCCAGGAAAAGGAAACCAGAAGUUAAUAGCAAUGUACAGUGAUGGCGCUGAAGUGUGGGACUCUAAAGAGGUUCAGAUGGUGAGCAGUUUAAGAAGUGGGAGAAACGUGACCUUCCGCAUCCUGGACGUGGACUGGUGCACGUCAGAUAAGGUGAUCCUGGCCGCAGACGACGGGUGUGUCCGGGUCCUCGAUAUGUCCAUGAAGUCUGCGUGCUUCAGGAUGGAUGAGCAGGAGCUGCCCGAGCCCGUGUGGUGCCCAUAUCUCCUUGUCCCUCGGGCCUCCCUCGCCUUGAAAGCUUUCUUGCUACACCAGCCCUGGGACGGCCAGUACUCCUUGGACAUCUCUCACGUUGAUUACCCAGAAAAUGAAGAAAUAAAGAAUCUCCUUCAAGAGCAGUUGAAUUCACUGUCCAAUGAUGUAAGGAAACUGUUGCUCGAUCCAGAAUUCACACUGUUGCAGAGAUGCCUGCUUGUUUCAAGACUCUACGGCGAUGAGUCCGAGCUCCACUUCUGGACGGUCGCAGCCCACUACCUGCACAGCCUGGCCCCAGAGAGGCCGGCCGGCGCGGCGGCCGCUGCAGGGGCCCCUCCGGACGGGGCGAACGCCGGCCUGGACAUGUGCUACGAUAUACUCUGCGGCAACGCCCACUUCCAGAAAUUUCAGUUGGAAAGGGUUAAUCUACAGGAAGUAAAAAGGUCAACUUACGAUCACACAAGGAAAUGUACAGACCAGCUGCUGCUUUUGGGUCAAACAGACAGGGCCGUGCAGCUGCUGCUGGAGACAAGUGCAGACAACCAGCAUUAUUACUGCGAUUCCCUGAAAGCCUGCUUGGUCACGACAGUCACCUCGUCAGGCCCCUCCCAGAGCACCAUUAAGCUGGUGGCAACCAACAUGAUCGCCAGCGGCAAGCUGGCAGAGGGCGUGCAGCUGCUCUGCCUCAUAGACAAAGCCGCGGACGCCUGCCGCUACCUGCAGACGUACGGCGAGUGGAACCGGGCGGCGUGGCUGGCCAAAGUCCGUUUAAACUCCGAGGAGUGUGCUGACGUUUUGAAGCGGUGGGUUGACCACCUUUGCUCUCCACAAGUCAACCAGAAGUCAAAGGCCCUCCUGGUCCUCCUCUCCCUGGGCUGCUUCUCCAGCGUGGCCGAGAUGCUUCACAGCAUGAGGUACUUCGAUCGAGCCGCCCUGUUUGUGGAAGCUUGUCUCAAGUACGGCGCAAUCGAAGCCAGCGAGGACAUGGAGAAACUCAUCUCGGCUAUAUAUGCAGAUUAUGCCCGGAGCUUGAGGAACCUCGGGUUUAAACAGGGCGCUGUUCUUUUUGCUUCAAAAGCUGGAGCAGCUGGCAGAGACUUACUGAAUGAACUGGAAUCCCCCAAGCCAGAGGAGGAGUGACGCGGCACGUGCGCCAGGGCCUCAGCUCGCCAGCAGGAGCCCUGCAGGUGGUCUGGCCGGCGAAGACCGCAGUCCUGACUGCCUCAGGGGCCUCGUGGUGAGCAGCCUCCCCGGGGGCACAAGCAUCGGCGAUGCGGAGAGCGAGCUCUGGGUCCUGUGUGUAGUACAGAGAAAAACGUGAGCACUUCAGAGCUUGAAAAUGCCCAAUACUUAAUACCUUUGGAAGACAGCUUUAAGAGAUUCUGACAGUACUUUUAAUUAUUUUUUAAACUUAAAAUUCAAGAAACUGAAUUGCAUUUUUUAUUGACUACAUUUAAAGAUGUUUGGGGACCAGUUCUCAACUCUGUGCUGUACCUGUAUUAUAUACAGUUAUUCAGGAGACAGGCAAGCAGAGGUAAUGGAGACAACCAGGAUGACUUAACCAAAGCCUCUUCUACUGCAGAGAAGGAAUUGUUGACUCACGAGUUUAAGCAGAUGCUAAAUCUUGCAAUUUCGGGCUCAUAGAUUCAUAAGGAAAUUAAGUUUUGUGCCAGUGUGUGGGGUCUUUUGAUAUUUUGACCUCUGAUACAUGUCGUGACCUCCUUUUGGAAGUCCUCUUUGUGCUUUGCUUUGUCUCUGUGUUCUUCCAAUAAUGGAAACAUGAGAUGUGACUAUUAUAAAUUAUUGUCAAGAAUAUAAAUGUCUGUAACUUACAAAAGUAUGAAUAAAAAGGAAAUCCCAGUCAGGUAUCUACAUA